UGAUCUUGCCCUUUAAUUGUCAAUGCGCUCCAUCAGUUGUGAAGUCAUGUGACAUCACUAUUUUUACUCGUACGAGCCGUUUCUCACCAGCUGGUUCAGAGGGGGGAGUGGAUCGUCUGUGUUACUGAUAAUCGCUUGGUUUUCCAAUGGCUUCCAUGCCUACCUCGACUCCGGCCAGCUCAGGCCGGAGCACUCGGAGGAGCACCGGCGUUGGCGUGUCCCCGGCAGGAUCCGGCUCCAGCCCGACUCGCCUGAGCCGCCUCCAGGAGAAGGAAGAACUGAGGCAGCUGAAUGACCGCCUGGCGAAUUACAUUGAGCGAGUCCGCUCGCUAGAGACGGACAAAGCAUCUCUGCAGCUCCUACUGGAGGAUCGAGAGCAGUCCUCGUCCCGGGAGAUGGGAAAGAUCCGGCUGCUCUAUGAAACAGAGCUCGCCGACGCGAGGAAACUGCUGGACAACACGGCUAACGAGAGGGCUAGGCUUCAACUUCAGUUUAGCAAAGUCACAGAGGACCACCGACAACUACAGAUAAGGUACAAUAAAAAGGAGACUGACUUGGCUGCUGCUGUGGGCCGCUUGAGAAAUCUUGAAGCUCUGCUGAACUCCAAAGAGGCAGAAUUGGCAAAUUUACUGGCUGAAAACAGGCGUUUAGAAAGUGAACUUUUUGAACUCAAGGCUCAGACUGCCAAUCUUGAAUCUGUGUUACAUGAUGUUAAGAAACAGCUCCACGAUGAAAUGCUGCAAAGAGUUGACCUUGAAAAUCAAAUGCAGACACUACGGGAACAAAUGGAGUUUCAGAAACACAUCGGUGAAGAAGAACUCAGGGAAACCAAAAGUCGUCUUGAAACUAGACUGGUUGAGAUUGACUCUGGUCGGCAGAAGGAGUUUGACAGCAAGUUUUUCGAGGCCAUGCAACAGCUCCGAAGGGAACAUGAAGGCCAAAUCCAGCAGUAUAAGGAGGAGCUAGAAAGAAACUUUAUUGCCAAGCUGGAGAAUGCACAGCAUGCUGCUGCCAAGAACAGUGAUUUUGCCAGCUCUGCCAGGGAGGAGCUAAUGGGGUCGAAAAUGAGGCUUGAAACCUUGUCCUCUCAGCUCAGCCACUAUCAGGAACAGAAUGUUGCCUUGGAGACCAAACUAAGGGAAGCUGAGGAUGCACUGGAUCGGGAGAGAGAGAGAAGCCAUCGACGCCUAACUGAGAAAGACAGAGAAAUGACUGAAAUGAGACGGCAAAUGCAGACCCAGCUGGAAGAAUAUGAGCAUCUUCUGGAUGUGAAACUGGCUUUAGACAUGGAGAUCAAUGCUUACAGGAAAAUGCUGGAAGGAGAAGAACAGAGACUGAACCUGUCCCCAAGCCCAGCACAGCGAACUGCUGUGUCUCGUACCCGGAAGCUGCGUGGGAAGAAAAGGAAACUUGUAGAGACACAGAGUGAAGCCCCCAGGUACAAAAUAUCCCAGCAUUCCUCCUCCAGCGGGCCUGUUUCUGUUGAUGAGCUAGACUUGGAAGGGAACUUUGUCAAGCUUAGAAACAACUCUGAGGAGGACCAGCCUUUAGGUGGGUGGAUGCUAAAAAGAAACCUUCUGUCCAUGUCAGAUGUUGUAUAUAAAUUUCCUUCGAGGUUUGUGCUUCGAAGUGGACAGACGGUCACUAUUUGGGCAUCAAACUCUGGGGUUAGUCCUAAUCCUCCCAGUGAUUUAGUCUGGAAGAGUGAAACUACCUGGGGUACAGGGGAUAAUAUAAGGAUUGUCCUCAUGAACAGCAAUAAAGAGGAGAUUGCAGAGCGAACCCUGGUGCGAAUACUGAGAGAGGCAGAGGGUGAAUCUGAGGAGGAGGAAUAUGAUGAAGAGGAUGUUACUGGAAGUGAGGUACACUUACGACAACAGCCAAAAAGAAGAAAAAAGAAAUGUUGUUCCAUCUCAUGAUUUGCCUCUGGUUGUAUGAACCAACAAAUUAGGGUCUUCAUAGAGCUGAUGAUCCCAGCUGUUCUGUUAUGUAGCAGAUCUUGGAAUCCCAAUGAGAAGCCGUUACUUUUCAGUGUGUUUUUUUUUUUUUUUUUUUUUUAAUGAAUUGGAAUGUAAAGAUGCUGUUAUUGGAGUUGCACUUGUUUGUUUUGUUUUAUAUGGAAACUGGUAUUUUUCUGUUGGGUAUUCUUUGGGUGGGGGGGGCGGGGGGGGGGGGAGCAAUGAGCAAUGAGCAAUGAGGACUGGACUGGUUGCAACACAAUGAAAUUGUUUGAUUAUUCAGUUUCUCUCACCUCAGAAGGUGCCUUUUCUUAACUGGCUAUUAGAGAUCUUCCAUGAAGGUUAAAAUUUUAAGGGAAGAACUGGACCAGUCAUAAAAACACAUGGCUCUCUUUUAAUCCCAAUACGUCAGAGGAAGCACAUUGUAUCCAGCGGGUAAGAACGUUGUGUUAAAUCUGAUUAAAAUACACGUCAUGGUGUGCCUGUGCAGUAGCUCAACACAUUAGUGUGUGACUGGGCUAAUCUGCUGCAUCCUCUAAGAUUUCAUUUAAAUAGCAACUUAACCUGGUUAGGUGGGCAUGCAAAUGGAACAGAGAUUUGUCAGGUCUUGGUUGAAAAUGGCAGCUUUCUCUCUUCUCCACAAUAGGACCAUGGAUUCAUUGCCCCAGGGGCGUUGCAGCACUAAAGCUAUGUAUUGUUUGGGAGUAGUAUUGGUAGAAAAUACACUGUAGCCUUACAGCUUAACUUAUACCUACUGUUUCCAACAGAGGUCCCUGUAGAGCAUUCUUAGAAGGGAUAGGGGGACUAACUAUGAAGUAAAAAUAAGGUCUGAUGAAGAAAGUAUGUCUGGAUUUCCAUGUAAUAGCUUGUGCCGUAAUUUGGCAACUGAAAAAAAACUGGAAAAAAUGCAUAAAUCUUCAUCAGCACAGGUGUUUUGAAAGAAAAAAAAAAUGUGUGUGAUUUCCCUGCUUCUACAGUAUUCGUUACAUUUUCAUGGUGCUAUGACAUUUGGUUUAAUUAUUAUGUCUGUUAUAAUUUUGAGAUAUUGGGUUAUUAGAUUUAGUAUAGCUUUGCAUUAUUGCACACUAUUUCACAUCUUGCCGGCUUUAAAGGAAAUAUAAUUUUAAUGCUCAAUUGCAAGAAGUGUUUUUUGAGAUGUACAGUAUAUUUCCAUUGAGCCUCUUAAUUGUACAGCCUGCUGCUGAGCUUCACGAUCUUCCAGUGUGAGUGUAGGCUAUUGUUGAAUCAAACAGUUAGCACUUUCAUAAAUGACUCUAUCAAACAGGUGGAAAUCCUAACCCUUUUUGUUUUGCCUUUAAGCCAAAGAAGAAUAUGUCCGUUUUUAUACACUGAUGUAAAUUAAAAUAUGUAACACAGCUAUUUAUUGGAUCAGUGUGUAACUGGCAGUCACUGGGUAAAGUGUGUGUGUUUAUUAAACCCUUUUUUGACGAGUUCUUCUCCAAAUGUUUUGGUAGUUUGGAAUAUUAUUUUGCCAGUAUCUUACUGUUGGAUGCUAUUUAGAUAAAUUAUUAAUUACAAAUACAAAUUGUAAUAAUUUUCAAAGCAGACUGAAUGUAAUGUGUGCCUGCAUAGGUUUCUUGCACGGUUCAUAAGAUUUUUGUCCCCCAGUAUUUGAGUUGAAAUGCUAAAUAUAUGUGUGGUUGUUUUUUUUUUUUUGUUUUUUUUUCUGGUGU
Acipenser ruthenus (sterlet) is the source of this 3652-nucleotide messenger RNA. RefSeq names its product lamin-L(III)-like. The coding region runs from base 147 to 1919 and encodes 590 amino acids. The record is from RefSeq and is a predicted model, not a curated record. The transcript has 13 exons. Lineage: Eukaryota; Metazoa; Chordata; Actinopteri; Acipenseriformes; Acipenseridae.